This is a messenger RNA of Moneuplotes crassus, 1343 nucleotides long. NCBI's taxonomy places the organism in Eukaryota, Ciliophora, Spirotrichea, Euplotida, Euplotidae. The record is from the annotation of a GenBank genome assembly.
UGACUAUCUUUGUGAACCAGCACAUGCCACCAGGAUACAUUUUUUUAUAAAAAUUAGAAAGCACAGGCUGUUCAUUAUCUCAUAGUGAAGUAGUUUACCCUCAGAGGUAUCCUGGAUAUUUUGGAAUAUCUCUAUUUUGGAUUUCUCUUAAACCUAUCUUUCCGACUCUCAAAAUUGAAAAUUUUUGGUAAUGUCCAAAUGAGUUGACAGAAGCCCUCAAUAAUGAAAAUUCAUCUAUACCUGAGUUUAAUAAUGAAAUCUUUCAAGGGAACCUCAUGUUGAAAUCCUUUCACCAACACAGAAACCUCCUAUAUCCAGGAAGAGAAUUUCAAAAGAUCAGUUUCAGUUGCCCAUAAUUAUUCAGGAUGAUAUCAAAAAAUUGGAAAUAGAGCAGAAUUCCCACUGUCUUACUUCAUUCUGAAACCUUGGCAAACAAUUCAGAAAGAGCCAUAAAAGGCGGAAAAGAAGACUCUUUCAUAAGGGUAAAAAUAUCAAGCAGUUUAUAGAAACAAAUGCGGUCCCAAAUUGGGAGAAAUAUUUAAGCUUUUCUCUUGAAGAGAAUGGAGCCUUGGAAUUUUUAAUAAACAACAAUUAUUUGCCUGAGUUAAAUGUUUCAAAGAUAUCAAAAAGUUGUACAGGCUUAUGUUCAAGGUUCGCUGUCACUGCUACGAUAAGAGAAAUGACAAUAAUAAUGACUCUAUUUUUAACUCCUUUCUAGGAGAAUUAGGGAUGGAUUUCUCAGAAUAUAACCCAGAAAAUGUUUUUGAGUUUUUAAACCCAGUACUUAAUAAAUUAUGAAAGACACAAAAUGCUAAACGUUAGACAAGGAGGAUAGAUAUUUUAUUAUAAUGUUAGAAAAAGAAUCAAAAGAAAAUAUUUCAAAAUUCAUCAAUAAUGGACUUUCCCGACAACUGAUAAAAUUCUUCUUAGUCAACUUCGCAAGAGACUGUGUUAAAAAGAUGCCAAACAAUUUCAAGGGGAAGGUUUCAGAUGUGAUUUCUAAUUUAGUAAGUGGUUGCUCCAUGAACUUACCUUUAUCUUAAUAAGUUCUCCAGUAUAACUCUCUCUUAACCUGUUACUAACUAAAAAGAGCCCCAGAUCUUUCACUAUAACUAAAAGUUACAAGUGCGUUCUCUUAAUACAGAGUUUAUUUAAAAUACUUCCACAAAAUAUUUUAAAAACAAAUUCAAAACUUAAGCCUUAUCAUGGAUCUCUAAAGUGCUUGUUCUUCAACGGAUAAACGAAAAAUUUUCUAAAUUCCUACAGAUUUUCAUAAUUUUUAGCAAUUUGGGUUUCAAAACAUUAAGAAAUUAUGUUUGAGGUCGUCUCAUUUUUUAUGUUUC